Peromyscus californicus insignis is the source of this 4947-nucleotide messenger RNA. Its product is annotated as zinc finger protein 431-like. The record is from RefSeq and is a predicted model, not a curated record. NCBI's taxonomy places the organism in Eukaryota, Metazoa, Chordata, Mammalia, Rodentia, Cricetidae. The transcript has 6 exons. The coding region runs from base 210 to 1991 and encodes 593 amino acids. Gene Ontology annotation, biological process: regulation of DNA-templated transcription.
UGACCAGCUUCAGGCUUGGCUUUGAAGAGAAGCUGGCGCCAGUGGUUUUGUGUGCUUUGCUGCGAGUGCUGCUGCAGGGAGCUGAGUAGAGAGCAUAGGCCAGCUGGAAAACCACGAUAUGAGAGCAAGUUGAAUAUUGGAACUUAAGUGGGCUGAUUAAAGUCUUAGGGAGGCCUCUGAGUAAGAUUCAGAAAAGCCAUUUAAGCACCAUGUCUGCCUGCACACUACCAUGUUGCACCAUGAUGAUAAUGGACAAAACCUCUGAAAAUAAUGCAGUGACCUAUGAUGAUGUACGUAUUGACUUUACUUGGGAAGAGUGGACUUUGCUGGAUCCUUCCCAGAAGAAUCUCUACAAAGAUGUGAUGCUUGAGACCUACAGGCACCUCACUGCUAUAGGAUACAGUUGGGAAGACCAUAAUAUUGAAGAACAUUAUCAAAGUUCUAGAAGACACGAAAGGCAAGAAGGAAGUCAAAAUGGACAGAGAUCUUCUGAACAUACUCAAUAUGUUAAGGCCUUUGCAUUUCCUGGUAAUAUUGAACUGCUUAAAAGAACAAAUACUAGUGAGAAUCCUCAUGAAUGCAAUCAACCUGUUAAAGCCUUUACAUAUCAUGGUCAUCUUCAAAACUGUGAAAAAGUAUACACCAGAGAGAAACCCUGUGAAUGCAAUCAGUUUGAUAAAGCCUUUGCAAAAUUCAGUCCUCAUCAAAGGCAUGAAAGAACACAUACUGGAAAGAAACCUUUUGAAUGUGAUUAUUUUGGUAACGCUAUUGCACAGCACAGUAAUCUUCAAAGUCAUAAAAGAACACAUACUGGGGAGAAACUCUGUGAAUGUAAGCAAUGUAGUCAAGCCUUUUUAUGUCACAGUGCUCUGCAAUGUCAUAUAAAAACACAUCCUGGGGAGAAACCCUAUGAAUGUAAUCAGUGUGGUAAAACCUUUGCACAUCCCAGUACUCUUCAAGUGCAUAAAAGAAUCCAUACUGGAGAGAAACCUUAUGAAUGUACUCAAUGUAGUAAAGCCUUUGCAGAUCAAAGUACUCUUCAAAGGCAUAAAAGAACACAUACUGGAAACAAACCCUUUCAAUGUAAUGAUUGUGGUAAAGUCUUUGCACAAUACAAUAAUCUUCAUAGUCAUAAAAGAAUACAUACUGGGUACAAACCUUAUGAAUGUAAGCAGUGUGGUAAAGCCUUUGCACGAUACAGUCAUCUUCAAAGGCAUGAAAGAACACACACUGGAGAGAAACCCUAUGAAUGUAAUCAGUGUGGUAAAGCCUUGGCAGAUCAAAAUAGUCUCCGAGUACAUGAAAGAACCCAUACUGGAGAGAAACCCUUUGUAUGUAAUCAAUGUGAUAAAGCCUUUACAAGUCGUAAUCGUCUCCAAAUACAUGAAAGAACCCAUACUGGAGAGAAACCCUUUGUAUGUAGUCAAUGUGGUAAAGCCUUUGUAUGUCACGCUGCUCUUCAAAGUCAUAAAAGAACACAUACUGGAGAGAAACCCUAUGAAUGUAAUAAAUGUGGUAAAGCCUUUGCAAAAUACAGUCAUCGUCAAAGGCAUGAAAGAACACAUACCGGAAAGAAACCUUUUGAAUGUAAUGAUUGUGGUAAAGCCUUUGCACAGCAAAGUAAUCUUCGAAAUCAUAAAAGAACACAUACUGGGGAGAAACCCUAUGAAUGUAAGCAAUGUGGUAAAGCCUUUGUAUAUAACAGUGCUCUUCAAUGUCAUAUAAGAACACAUACAGGGGAGAAACCCUAUGAAUGUAAUCAUUGUGGUAGAGCCUUUGCACAUCCUAGUACUCUUCAAGUGCAUAAAAGAACCCAUACUGGAGAGAAACCAUAUGAAUGUAUCACUUGUGGUAAAGCCUUUACACGUCUCAGUAUUCUUCAUAUUCAUACAAGAACCCAUUCUGGAGAGAAACCCUAUGAAUGCCAUCAAUGUGGGAAAGCCUUUAAAGAUCAAAGUACUCUUCAAAAUCAUAAAAGGACCCAUACUUAAGAGAAACCCUAUUAAUGUUAAUAAUUGUGGUAAAAACCUUUGCAUGCCUCAAUACUCUGCAAAUGCAUAAAAUCACACAUACUAGAUAGAAGCCCUGUGUAUGUAAUCAAUUUGGUAAAGUCUUUGAAUGUCACAGUAGUCUUCAGAGGCUUAAAAGAACACUUAUUGAAGAGGAAACCUACAAAUGUAAUCAGUGCAGAUAAGCUUUGGAUUGUCACAAUUGUUACUGAAAGUAUGAAAGAAAUUAUACUACAGAGAAACCCUGUUUAUGUAAUUAGUGUGAUUAAUCCUUUCUAUGCCAUAGUACUUUUGAAAUGUCUAAAAGAACACAUACUGGAGAGCAAUCCAUUGAAUGUAAUCAGUGUGGUAAAAUCUUUGCAUGUGUGAGUUUUCUUCAAAAUCAUGAGAAAAAUCAACUUGCAGAGAAACCCUCUAAAUGUAGCUAUUGUGGUAAAGUUUUCCACUUUACACAAGAAUAAAACUUUUUGUGUGCAAUCUAUCUCUUAAAGCCUUGGGAUAUUGCAAUAAUCUUUGAUGACCUGAAAAGCUAUUGAGGCCUUUUUAAAAUAAAUUUUUUUUUUGGUUUUUUCGAGACAGGGUUUCUCUGUGUAGCUUUGCGCCUCUCCUGGAACUCACUUGGUAGCCCAGGCUGGCCUUGAACUCAGAGAGAUCCACCUGGCUCUGCCUCCCGAGUGCUGGGAUUAAAGGCGUGCGCCACCACCGCCCGGCUUUAAAAUAAAUUUUAAUUAAAAUGUUUUUCUUCCCUUUUAUACACCAUGCCCUGCUCUCCCUCCUUUCCUUUCUACCACUUCUGCCACCUCCUCCAUCCCAUCCACUCCUCAUACAGGGUAAGCCCUCUCUUCAGUAGUCAGCACAAUUUGGUGCUGGACCUAGCCCUUCCCCUCUGCAUCAAGGCUGAAUAAGGCAUCCCACCAUAGGCAAUGGCCUCUAAAAAGCCAGUUUAUGUGCCCAAGAUAAUUUCUGGUCCCAUUGCCUGUGUACUGAGAAACAUAUCAAGCUGCAUAACUGUCACCCAUAUUCAGAGUGUGUAGUGCAGUCCCAUGUAGGCUCCCCAGUUGUCAGUCCCAGAGUCCAUGUGCUCCCAAUAGGUUGGGUCAGCUAUCAAUGUGGUUUUUAUGUCAUGAUGCUGACACCCCUCCCCCUUUCUCCUAUAAGCCUUCUCCCCUCUCUUCAACUAAACUCCAGGAUCUUGGCCAAGUGCUUGGUUGUGGGUCUCUACAUCUGCUUCCAUCAGUCAUAGGAUGUAUGUGCUAUGAUGACAAUUAGGGUAAACACCAAUCUGAGUGCAGGGGAAGACUAGUUCAAGUACCUUCUCCACCAUUGCUAUGAGUCUUGCUAUUUCCUGGAGUUUUCCCUAGCUACAAAUUUCUUCCCAUCCCCUUAAUGAUACACUCUGUCAACAUAUCUCUUUCAUUGCUCUCCCUCCCCAUGUGUCCCCCAACUCAGCCAUCCCAAGCCCUCAUUUUCCCAACUAUCUUCUCUUCUCAACUUCCCCCUUUUGUUUACCCUGGAGAUCUUAACACUUUGCCCUUCCUGUAGCAAUCCAUAUGUAUCCCUCUCAGGUCCUCUUCUUUACUUAACUUCAAUGUUUUUUUGGAUUUGUAGCCUAUUUAUCCUUUACUUUGCUUCUAAUAUUUACUUAUUAGUGAGUAUGUACCAUGUUUGUCUUUCUGGAUUUAGGUUACCUCACUCAAGAUGAUUAUUUCUAGUUCCAUUUAUUUGCCUACAAAUUUCAUGAUGAAAUGAUUAUAUGUGUUUGUGGGCUUUCUGCAUUUUCUGUUGUUGUUGAAUUCUAACUUUAAGAUAUGUGGGUCCAAUAAGAUAGAGGGGGGUUAUACCAAUUUUUUUUGUAUCUGUUGAUAUUUGUUUUGUUAGCAACUAUGUGGUAAAUUUUUUAUAAAGUUCUAUGGGAUGCUGAGAAGAAAGUGUAUUUUUUGUUUGUUUCAAUGAAAUAUUCUGUAGAUUCUUGUUAGGUCUAUCUGAGUCAUAACAUCUGCUAGUUCCCUUAUUUCUCUGUUAUGAUUCUGUCAGACAGGCUUGUUCAGUGGUGAGAGAGGGGUGUUGAAGUCUCCCACUUUUAGUGUGUGGGUUUUAUUGUCAUUUAAGCUUUAGUAAUCUGUUUUGUUUUGUUUUGUUUUUUAUAACAAAUGUAGGUGCCCUUGUAUUUGGGGCAUAAAUGUUCAGAAUUGAGACUUCCUGUGAUGAAUAUGAAAUGUGCUCCAUCUCUUUUGAUUGAUUUUAGCUUGAAGUCUAUUUUGUUGUAUAUUAGGAUAGCUACACCAGCUCCUUUCUUAGUUACAUUUGAUCAGAAAAACUUUUCCCAACCCUUUACUUUGAGGUAUUAUCUUUUUUUUUUUUUUUUGGUUUUUCGAGACAGGGUUUCUCUGUAGUAUUAUCUGUCUUUGUGAUUUUGGUGUUUUUGUAUGCAGCAGAAGGAUGGAUUCUGUUUUUGUAUCCAUUCUGUUAGCCAAUGUAUUUUUAUAGUAAAAUUUAGUCCAUUGAUAAUUAAGGUAUAUUAAUGAUCAGUGAUUUUUAAUUCCUGUUAUUUUGGUGGUAUUAUGUGUGUGUUUUCCUUCUUCAGGAUUUACUGGUGUGAGAUUAUGUAUUGCUGUGGUGGUAUUUUACUUGUACUGAAAUGUGAUUUUAAUUGUAUGUUAAUAAAUAAAGUUGUCUGGGGGUCAGAGCUAUUAGAGUCAUAGCAAGUGCAUGGCGGCGGUGGCGCACGCCUUUAAGGACCUGGAGGGCGGUACAUUCAGGCAGUGACGAGGCAGUCACAUGUUUGGGUUUACAACCAAUGACAAGGCAGAACAGGAAGACUUUAAAGACAGACACACAGGAAGUAGGUCUUUUUCGGAGAGCUCUCUUGGCUGGAGAGGAUCCCUGAAUCAGGAAGGGUGAGGCUCUUAGCUCUGACCUCUUGGCUUUCUUCUCUGAA